GGAAAUCUGUUCGAUAGGUAACAGCUGAAGUUAUAUUUUCGCAACAAGUUAACACAGACAUGGAACUAUCUUCUGUUACUGUUUUUGUUGUUGAUGCUUUCACGAACGAGCUUUUCUCUGGUAAUCCAGCAGCUGUUUGUUGUUUGGAAAAAGAUAUUCCAGAUACAUUGAAAAGUAAAAUAGCUGCUGAAAUGAAUUUGUCUGAAACUGCCUUUGCUACCAUUGACACUGAUGGUGAUAAGACAUUUGAAAAAGGCACUAAAUUUGGGUUACGGUGGUUCACACCAACACAUGAAGUUGAUUUGUGUGGUCAUGCUACACUUGCAACUGCUGCUGUUAUUUUCCACAAAUUAGGAAAUAAAGAAAAAACUAUAGAAUUUAAAACACGCAGUGGAAUCCUAAAAGCCAUUCAGGAAGGUGAAUCAUCUAUUACUUUGGAUUUCCCAAUAAAUCCUCCUUCGCCAUUUGAAGCAGAAAAUCUGCCAGAUAUUGUACGCAUCGUCGUUGGCAACCUUGAAAUCCAAGAUGUUCAACAUUCUGCCACAACCAAGAAAUUACUCUUGCGCCUAGCCAAUAAAUAUAACAGACAAGAUUUGGAGGCUUUAAACCCAUCUCUACAAGAUCUGCUUGCCGUUGAGAAGAAUGGCAUGGUCAAAGGAGUGAUAGUUACCCUGCAAGCUAACGACAAAGAGGACUACGACUUUUACAGCCGUUAUUUCGCUCCUUGGGUUGGAAUCCCCGAGGAUCCAGUUACGGGAUCUGCCCAUACAGUACUCGCACCGUAUUGGCAAACAGUUUAUAACAAGCGUCACUUUCGAGCUAGACAGUGUUCAAAACGAGGAGGGGAUUUAAUCGUGAAAAUUGUGGAACAGCGGGUCGAAUUGACGGGCCAAGUAGCCCACGUCCUCGAAGGGACAAUCCGCAUCAAAUAAACCAAGAUAACGACAGGAUUAUCUAAAACGCCGGGACCUUCAUCCAAUAUGUGUCUAAGUUUGACGGCGUUUUUGGAUUUUGGUCGCAAUUCAUUUUGAAUAACCAUUCCGACGUCUGCCACCGAAACCGAUGGGGGGAUGACUGGACCGGCGGUAGCUCCAUCCCCGGAACCAAAGUUAAUUCCCAUUUGUUGCAUGACAUUCAUGAAAGCAUUGACUGGCUGGGCUUCUUUGAGGAUCUGGAAAUUCUCACUGUGGGGUCAAAUAUAAACGGUUAAAUCAAUUGAA
Molecule: messenger RNA, 1220 nt
Organism: Daphnia carinata
Lineage: Eukaryota; Metazoa; Arthropoda; Branchiopoda; Diplostraca; Daphniidae
Product: phenazine biosynthesis-like domain-containing protein 1
Exons: 7
Coding region: 60-932 (290 amino acids)
Biological process (GO): biosynthetic process
Cellular component (GO): cytoplasm
Molecular function (GO): isomerase activity
Source: RefSeq, a predicted model, not a curated record